Salvia miltiorrhiza (redroot sage) is the source of this 2403-nucleotide messenger RNA. RefSeq lists its product as uncharacterized. The transcript has 4 exons. The record is from RefSeq and is a predicted model, not a curated record. Gene Ontology annotation, molecular function: nucleic acid binding. Bases 1 to 2403 code for a protein of 800 amino acids. Lineage: Eukaryota; Viridiplantae; Streptophyta; Magnoliopsida; Lamiales; Lamiaceae. Gene Ontology annotation, biological process: DNA integration.
AUGGAGCCGUUUGGUGUUAUGCGUCCUCCUAUCCUUGAUGGUGCAAACUACUCGGCCUGGAGGAUAAGAAUCCGACAGUACAUCAAGGCUAUCGACCUUAAAGCCUGGCACUGCGUCGAAGAAGGGUGGUCUGCCCCCAAGACCACUGAUGCCCAUGGUGAUGUGAUUUUGACACCACCUGCUCAAUGGAGUCGAGCUGAGUUCGAGGAGGCAAAUUUCAACGAAAAAGCUAUGCAUGCUAUCUAUUCUUUCGUGGACAUGAACAUGUUCAAUCUCAUAAAGAAUAGCACGUCGGCCAAGGAACAAUGGGAUAUACUCCAGAGACACUGCGAGGGCGACACAAGUGUCAAAGAAACAAGGCUGCGACUCCUGACCACUAAGUUCGAAAACAUGAAAAUGGAUGAAGGUGAAGACAUCAAGGAGUAUUCCAAGAGGAUACUCAGUGUGGCUAAUGAAUGCCGAGAGCUCGGAGAUCUAAUCAGCAAUCGGGUGCUUAUCUCCAAAGCACUACGAACGCUCCCACCGCGUUUUGAAAUGAAGAUUACUGCCAUCGAAACAAGUCAGAAUGUUGCAAGCCUGGACAGCCACACCCUUCAGAUACGUGAUCUAGAAGAUUCUGAAGAAUUGGAGAAGAUUCACGAAGGAGAUGAUGUUGCACUCAUCACAAGGAAGUUCAACAAUAUGGUGAGAAAACUUAGACGGACCAAAGAGAAUGAUCGAGAAGGAAGCUCACCAAGGCAUGAUUCCGCACCACCUAAGAGGAAUGACUUCACGCCCCCACGACCAAUGAGGAAAGUUGCCUCAACGACUGAAACUUUCAGCUCAAAGGAAGAAAAAGGAGAUGAUGAUGAUCCCGGUCUGUCAGCUUUCCAUGUCAAGUUUGGAAAAACCUUGUCUGACGAUGAGGAUGAUGAAGGAGACCAGCUGUUAAACAGGUAUGACACAGGGUUCUUUCCAAAUUGUCUGUGCUUUAACGCGUGUGUAGGUAACACGGAGGAAAGCAACGAAGAGACCAUGCUGGUUGUCAUAGAACUUAAAAAAUUCUAUGACGAACUACUGGGAAAAUGGAAAAAGCAAGGAGAGGAGCUUGAAGCAACAAAGGAGGAGAAUGUCAAGCUAAAAGGAUCGUUGGCAAAGCUUGAAGCCUCAAUCACACAAAAAAAAGUCAAGCUUGAGCAUGUUACAAGUCAGCUGGAGGAAGCUCAAAGCACCAUUGCCAAAUGGAAUUCAAGUCGGCAUAGGUAUGAUGAUUUUGUGUCUGCAGGAACUACGGACACCACUGGACUUGGAUACACUGCUGCACCCGCUGCUGAACCCACACCUGGAAAGACAAAGGUAAAAUCUACUCAUGGAAAGGAGUUUGUCGUGGAAGGAACUUCGGUUGGUCAGACACGACCACAAAGAAAGAGGAAGUUCAAUGACGAGAAGAAGAUCUUUGUCAACUCAAAGAAAACGAGAACCAAAGGGAAGAAAAAUCCACCACAAGCUAGUAGAAAAGUCUGGAAGUGGGUCAGAAAAGAUGAACUGAAAUGUAAUGUUGUGUUCACAGCACUGAAAACUAACAUCUCAAGUUCAUGGUAUUUCGACAGUGGAUGUUCUCGUCACAUGACAGGUGACAAUGGCUACCUUAAUAACUAUCAGGUAUGUGAUGGUGGAUCUGUGUCUUUUGGUGGUGGUUCGAAGGGUAAGAUCAUUGGUAAAGGCACCUUAAAUGUUUCCGGCUUACCUUGUUUGAAAAAUGUUUUCCAUGUUAAAGGUCUUAUGGCAAAUUUGAUUAGUAUUAGUCAACUAUGCGAUGAGAAUUUGCAUGUUAAGUUUAACAAGGACUCUUGUGAGGUUUUUGAUGCUCAAAAUUGUUGUGUAAUGAGAGGGCAAAGAUCUAGUGAUAACUGUUGCCUUGUCGAUGAUCCUAAGUGCAAUAAAGCCCAAAUUGAUGAAAGCCUGUUGUGGCAUCAAAAGUUAGGGCACACAAAUUUUAAGAAUCUUGACAGGUUGUCCAAGUUGGAAGCAGUCCGAGGUCUCCCAAAAAUCAUGCAAAAGGAAAAAGAAGUGUGUGAGAGUUGUCAAAAAGGGAAGCAGAUCCAUGCCACCCAUCGUGCUACCCAACAAGCUGAACAACAUUUUGGUACGACCCGAUGCUUUGAACUGGUUCACAUGGAUUUGGUAGGACCAGUUGGUGUUGAAAGUAUUGGAGGUAAACGGUAUGUGUAUGUCUUAGUGGAUGAUUUUUCAAGAUAUACGUGGACCUUUUUCUUACGUGAAAAAUCUGAAACUAUUGAUGUUUUCAAAACACUCUUUGCCCGGUUUACUAACAUGUUUGGUGCGAGAAUAGCAAGAAUAAGGUCUGACCAUGGACGUGAGUUCGAGAAUGCGGCUUUCACAAAUUUUUGUGAGAAGAAAUGA